AUGCCCGUCGGCCCUCGAGUAUCCAAAGAAGAAUUCAUGCACGCAUUGGGUCUGAACCCACAAGACCCGCAUCAUGAGCAAUACUACCGCGCCAUGCGAGACGAAGCAAUAAUUGUCUACAACCGCAUGAACCUAGACACCUCCAACCUUCUCGACACUGUACGCGCCGACCCAGCAACUCGUCCCCCUUUCUUCUGGCACCAUAUCCGUCCGGACUGCCAGCGCUGGGCGAUUCUAGAGAUCUGCCACAAUGCGCCGCCGCUGGUUCGCGGCUUGUUUGAGCGCGGAGCCACGAAUGGCGAGUACGGCCCGAACUGGGUUGCCGGGUGGUUGUUGUAUAGUGUUUUUCGGUCGCGGGAUGUGAGGAAUAAUCGGAAUAGGAGGAAAGGAGAUGUUGCGGGGUCUGCGGGUUCGGAAUCUGAUAAACGUAUGGAAGAGACACAGCCGAAGAAGUACUAUGAUCCUGUGCGGAAUGGGACAGUAUGA
Molecule: messenger RNA, 486 nt
Organism: Penicillium griseofulvum
Lineage: Eukaryota; Fungi; Ascomycota; Eurotiomycetes; Eurotiales; Aspergillaceae
Exons: 3
Coding region: 1-486 (161 amino acids)
Source: RefSeq, a predicted model, not a curated record